GUUGUGCGCUGGUCGCUGUCGAAGGUGAACCGCCAGCUGUGGUGUGGCGGCGGGUGCGUUCUGUGUGAAGCCGAGGGUCGGUGGCGUGCCUCGUUGCCGCCUUUCGAAAGUCGGUGUGCGCGCUCCUCACGUGCUUCUUCUUUCCGUGCGGCGUCGUUGCUGUCGGAAGACGACGUCGCUAUGCUGCUCUCCUUCGUCCGUUUGUUGUGCGCGGUGUGAAAAGGAAGGUGACUGAUUCGUUCGUCGUCACCGUGUGUGGAACGCGAUGUAAUCUUGCCAAGCUUCAAAAAGUGUUUGCCUCUGCGUACCUGAUCUGAAAAAAAAAAAUUCUUCCUAUCUCUCUCUCUCUGAGAAAGUGCAAGGAACGAAUCCCCAGGCUCGCGAGAAUCGCAUCUAACAAUGCUCCCACAACAAGCAUUGUAGUAACUUUCGUUUCGACGCUCAGGAUAUACGGAACGGAAGCAUCGACUUUGCGCCUGUGGAAGUCGCGCGCCCGUCUCUCGACGCACGCGGUAACGGAAUCCCAUCUUCAAGGAAACACCAACGAAGAUGCUUCCGCGGACUCUGUAGGAAGUUGCCUUCGUCGCUGUUGAUAUACAGAACAGAAGAGAGCAUCUUUUUUUUCUUCCCAAGCGUCAAGAGACGAAAAGCGAUGAAGAAAACUGCUGGUGGGUGAGGCGCUAAGGCAAAACUUGGCAAUCGACGUGUGCGCGUAUUGUGUUGUGUUUGACCAAGUUUCGGUUCUUCUCUCCUGGUGUGCGUGUUUGCGUUCUGGCUACACGUUCGUUUCUGUGGUGCGAAUGGCAACGGUUGCGUGAGCCCUGCGAAGUUGUGCUUCUCCGUCGGAUUCUUUUCGCCGUCCUCCUUGAAGAAGAUGGGGACGAAGAACUUUGUCGGAUGUGCAGGACGGCUCGUCGCGCUCUUCGUCGGCGUCGUAGUCGCUACAGGAACACAGCAGCAGCAGCAGUGCGGUUUCCCGGGCAGGCCGGCGUACGGCCGCAUCAGCCUGAUCCGGGACUCGUAUGAAAAGGGCCAGACCGUCUCCUACACGUGCGACUCCAGCUUCAACUUGCUCGGCCAGAGCACGCGCCAGUGCCUCGACAACGGAACCUGGUCCGGAGCGCUUCCCGUAUGCGACACAAGCCUGACGGUACAGCGCAUCCCGGAGGCAUCUGGCUACCUCUACGCCUAUCCCCCGGGGAACGCGCUGGACGGCUCCAAGAGCACCUGCUUCUACACCACCUACCAACCGCCCCGGUGGUGGCGCGUAGACCUGGGCGCCGCCUACCACGUGCUAUCCGUGGCACUCACGGUGCCACACGUCAGUUCCCGGCAGGACCUCGAGGUGCGUGUCGUGAGCUACGAGGGCAACAAGGCUGUGUUCAACAGAUGCGCCGCAUUCAGUGGGAAGUUCUCGACCCAAACGGUGGUCCUGAUGUGCGACGAAGGCAAGGGCAUCAUCGGCCAGUACGUCGACGUCGCCGACAAGCGCAAGGACCCCGACCACUUCAGCCUCUGCGAGGUCGAGAUCUACGUGCUCAGAGAGAAGUACCAGUGUGGGGACCCGGACAAGCCACCCAAGUCGUACACGGUACCGCUGUCACCGCAGCAGAUGGAGUACCGCUGCGUGUCCGGAUACAAACUGUCCGGCCCGAGCGUCCGUACCUGCCUCGAGUCUGGACAGUGGUCAGCGGCAGCCCCUAGGUGCCUGGAGGCCGCAUGCCCCUCCCUGGGUCCCCUAGACAACGGGAAAGUGGCAGUGCGAGGCACAAGCAAUGGCCGCACCGUGCAAGGCAGCCAGCUCAUCUACACCUGCGACCCUGGCUACAUCCUGGAGGGCAACGACACCCGCACCUGCCUCGAGGACGCCCGAUGGGGAGGACAGCAGCCACACUGCCAGCCCGUCACCUGUGAUGUGCCAGCAUUCGAAGUCGAUGGUGGAACAUACACACUGCUCAAUGUGUCCACGAAUUACGGCGACUUAGCUGAGCUCAACUGCCACCUCGGAUACGAAAGGCAGGGUGGCCCAACUACCAUCAUCUGCCAAGAGGACGGGAUGUGGAGCACGCCUCAGGCCUCAUGUAUUCUCAGACAAAUGAGGCAAAAACUCAAGAAGGAGCUACCAGGAGCAUCGAGCGACACAAGCUCAACACUCACCGGUGAGUAUGGAGCCACAUCACGCCUGGCAUUGCUCAAAGGCAUGGUGGCAGCUAUCAUCGCCAUUGUGUUCCUUUUCCUGCUUUCCAUGUGUAUCCUUCUCAUACUCAAAAAGAAGAAGUACUUUUCAAGGGCCAAGAGCCAACCAGCGAAAGUGCCCAGCACUGGCCUCACAGCCAACAACGGAAGUGCCAACAUCUCAUACACGGACAGCAGCGGAACCAUCUACCAGAACGAGGACUUCUACAUGGAGAUACCGCUGAAGACUGCGCAGCAAAAUGGCUCGACCGCAGCCGCACACAAUAACAACCACCUCACCAACGGCAGCCAUCGGGCGAGCCUCAAGGCCGAAGGAAGCGGAGACCGCCGCAAGAGCCUUACGCCGAGCCGCAAGAGUUCCCUCUCGUCGAAAGAGAACAUCUACGAAGAGAUUGCCUUGGCUUCCAAGCAUCGCAGGCUCUCUUUUGGAGGUGUCACGUCCAUCACGACGGGCCCGACGCCCAGUGCAGGAGUCACCGUCGUCCACACGGAACUGCCGUCCACAGCAGAUGAAAAUCAGGACGAUCGGGAGUCAUCACCAGCACUGUAUGCCAAAGUUGAUUUUGAUCAGAAGAGGAAAUCGCGGCUUAUCAAGGAGCAAAGUGAGGACUUGUCGAACAAACCUGCCCCACCAAGCGGCGUCAAGUUACGUGACCUUCCUCCUAUACCACCUCCAGACGAGGACGAAGACUACCACCCCUCGGUGGCCAUGUCUUUAGUCGGUGCCGUGGCCCCGCUGGUGUCGCUCGCGCCUCACGUCGUGGAAGGGGACAAUGUUUACGUGGACCACCCGCUCGGGGCGGAGAUCGUCAGGGGGACGUUGCACACUGGAAUGGUGGACAAUGAACUCUACGCCACAUCAGGACACAGCUAGUGCCCGUCGUGCACUCCCCCCCCCCUUCCUCAAAACUGUGCACCAAGUGUGGACAACAUGUGUUGUGCGUCAUUGUGAGGAACAAACACUUCUUUAUCUCAGGGCAUGACUCCCAUGGAAGCAGUAGGCAUUGUAAGGUCAGCCGGCGCGUGGGAAUGGUACAGACGUCCACGCUCUUGCACUGGGCACUUGAGUAGUGCGCUGAAUGGUGGAGAAAGGUACUAUAUUGUUGUGUUGCUGCUUGGUUUGAAUGACAGUGCUCGUUGACAGUAGUAGUCACCUGAACCACGUAAGUCACACAGUCUUCAGCGUGGUGUCCUAAACAUAGUACUGUAGCUGCUUUGGUAAUACCCUUUAUUUGAUUUGCAGCACGGUGCUUAAGUGUUCUAGGCAAGGGCACGGAUGACUGUACUAGAUGGUCCUACCUUCAAGGCUGAGCUAAGGCCAUGCUCAAUUGCAAGCGACUCUUCAGUUGAUCCAUCAAAGCUUAAAGUGAGAAUAGCAGCGAGAUAGGACACAGAAAAAAUCUGUUGGUAUCUACACCUCUCUUUGUUUUCUGUGUCCUGUCUCAGCAUAUGGCACUGUAUGCGUCACUCUUUAUGUGUCACGUAUUGGCAUUGUUUUUGCCAGACGUGUACCAAUUGGCACACACACACGCAGUGUUGCAGACCAGUCAAAGGUUUGCUGAAUCUUGAAGUGUGACGCAGUUAGUCUUAAGCAUCAGCUGUGCAUCUGGAAUGCUACUAUACAACGAAAGCACAUGCUAUUAUCGAAAAAUCUGUAAUGUCUUAAGAACAUGUUACUUGUGCUAGUUGGUCGCAAUGUUUUUAGAAAACAUGUGCUGGAAACGCUCAAUCGUGGGAUUUCAAAACAAAGUCAACCAACAGAUAUAUAAAAACAAAGAAUUCAUUGCUUUCACAAGCACAAUGGCAUUAACCAUAAAGAAGUAAAAAAGCAUGCUUGGAAAUUUCCCGAGGACUGAUGAUGCCACCUUGAGACUGCAUUGUUCAUAACAUGGCCAUCUAAAUC
This is a messenger RNA of Dermacentor silvarum, 4099 nucleotides long. Its product is annotated as CUB and sushi domain-containing protein 1. The coding region runs from base 875 to 3070 and encodes 731 amino acids. NCBI's taxonomy places the organism in Eukaryota, Metazoa, Arthropoda, Arachnida, Ixodida, Ixodidae. The transcript has 12 exons. The record is from RefSeq and is a predicted model, not a curated record.